This is a messenger RNA of Indicator indicator, 1908 nucleotides long. RefSeq names its product eukaryotic translation initiation factor 2D (gene EIF2D). Lineage: Eukaryota; Metazoa; Chordata; Aves; Piciformes; Indicatoridae. Gene Ontology annotation, biological process: translational initiation; formation of translation preinitiation complex. The transcript has 15 exons. The record is from RefSeq and is a predicted model, not a curated record. Gene Ontology annotation, molecular function: translation initiation factor activity. The coding region runs from base 1 to 1773 and encodes 590 amino acids.
AUGUUCUCCAGGGCGUUCCGGGUGAGAUCCAACACCGCCAUCAAGGGGUCCGAUCGGAGGAAACUCCGAGCUGAUGUUGCAGCAGCUUUCCCUAACCUUAGUGCUGACCAACUGACUGAGUUUAUUCCCAACAAGGAAGAGCUUAAUGUCAUCAAAAUAUACUCACACAAAGGGGAGGCUGUCACUGUUUACACCAAUAACAAGAACCCAAUCCUGUUUGAAAUUGAGAGAGCUCUCUAUCCAACAGUGUACACUCUGUGGCUCUACCCAGAUCUUCUGCCUGCUUUUUCAACAUGGCCUCCAGUGCUGCAGAAACUGGCAGGAGGAGCAGAUCUGAUGCUGCCAGGGGUUGUGGUGCCAUCUUCUGGCUUUCCUCAAGUGGAGCAGGGCACACUCUGUGCUGUCACCCUCUUGGGAAACAGAGCUCCAGUAGCUGUUGGAGUUGCCACUAUGUCCACUGCAGAGAUGCUGGCUGCUGGAAUGAAAGGGAAGGGGUUUGCUGUGCUGCAUACUUACAUGGAUCACCUCUGGGAAUAUGGUGACAAAUCUUAUCCUCCUACCUUAGCUCCCUUGGUAACAGGCUCUGCUGAGAAGGAGAGCACUGAAGAUGAGGAAGAAACAGAGGGGACAGAGCCUGGCAGCAGCUCCACUGACCCACUGCAGCACGUGGACAUUGGUGAUCUGAGCCUGAAGGAAGCACUGGUAGGAAAGGAGGAACUCAGUGAGAACAGAGCUGCAGAAACAGCUCAAGAUGCCAGCACAGAGGAGGCUGAAGACAGCAGGACUCCACAAGAGCAAAUGGAUGCACUGUUUAAUCAGUGCUUUUUUCAUGCCUUAAAAUGCAAAGUGAAGAAGUCAGAGCUCCCUCUGCUCACCAGCACUUUUCUCCGCAGCCAUAUGUUCUCCUGCUGCCCUGCUGGACAACAACUGGACAUAAAGAAAUCCAGCUAUAAGAAGUUCUCUAAAUUCCUGCAAUGUAUGCAGCACCAGAAGAUCUUACAAGUGAAGGAGCUGAACAAAGGUGUGGAGAGCAUCGUGGAAGUGGACUGGAAGCAUCCAGAUGUCAGAGCAUUUGCAGUACCUGAAGGAUUUGCUUCAGCCUCUUCUGCCCAAGACAGCAGGAGUGAGGAGAGAGAACAGGGCUACCAUGCUCCUGAAAUCAUUCCACUUUAUGGGGUCUCAACAAAAAUGAUCCCUCUCUUUCAGGAGUCUGGACACAAGAAAGGCAGCAUCCUCUCAAGCAGUGAGGUGAGGAACAUCAUCAUUAACUAUGUGAAGGCCAACGAGUUGGUGGAUGAAACAAACAAAAACUUUGUAAAGGUCAAUGCCAUCCUGUGUGACUGCCUGCUGGAUAAAUCAGAACAAGAUGAAAUCUCCAGCCUUAAAUGGGAUGACCUCUUGAGCAGGUGCCUUGAAAGGCUCCAGCCCUUACACCAGGUGACAUUUUAUGGACAAGAACCUGUUGUGAGGAAAGGAAACAUUGAGCCCAUCGACAUCACCAUAGCACAGAGGUCAUCAAACAAGAAGGUGACAAUCAUCAAGAACCUUGAGCUGUAUGGUUUAGACCCACAGUGUGUGGCCAACAUUCUGCAACAGAAAGUCCAAGCCAGUGCCACCAUCACCCCAGUCCCAGGAACGAAAGACAGAGUUCAGGUCCAGAUCCAAGGCAACCAAAUCCAUCACCUGGCCAAGAUGCUGCUGGAAGAAUACAAACUACCUCGGAAAUACGUUCAGGGCCUGGAGAAGGCUCCAAAGCUUGGCCGGAAGAAGUGAGAGGAGGAACCUCCUGGAAGAAUGACUCACAUCUCCUGAUUUAAACAAGGAUCAGGGCAGUCCAAAAUGACUCCUGGAUGUUUACAGCUCUCAGAUUCACCCAAAUAAUAAUAAUAAUAGUAACCAAUAAUCUUG